This is a messenger RNA of Aedes albopictus (Asian tiger mosquito), 667 nucleotides long. Its product is annotated as single-pass membrane and coiled-coil domain-containing protein 4 homolog. The transcript is spliced from 2 exons. NCBI's taxonomy places the organism in Eukaryota, Metazoa, Arthropoda, Insecta, Diptera, Culicidae. The record is from RefSeq and is a predicted model, not a curated record. The coding region runs from base 209 to 391 and encodes 60 amino acids.
UCGCCGUCCCAGUUGCAUCCGAGCCGAGAAGCGAAAGUUAUCCGCCCACGGUUUGUCUGGAAAAAAAAUCCGCCGCCGCUCAAACAUCACAAAAACAUUCACGUAAAAAUUUGAGCAAAAUAACGAUAACAGCUGUUGAGUGUUGAAUUUGAUAUUCGCUAAAUUUUUCAUUGAUCAAGGGACUGAAUACCGGCAGCAUUUGGACAAGAUGCGAAAACUACGGGGAGGACAGACCAAAGAAACGCGCAAGCAGAAGCAGGAACGCCGAGAGGAGAAUCUAAAAAUACAACAGCAGCUCAAAACGAUUGUGCUUCCGAUCUGCGGUGUCUUCCUAAUGUGUAUUGUGGUUUAUGUUUUCCUUAAAACGCGUCCCCGGUUUGAGGAGCUGUAGGAUGUUUUCGUGUUUAUUUUUUCUUGAGCGAUUUUUGCAAUAUUAUUCUUUUUUUGUUCUACGCGAUUUGUUGGAACACAAUCGAAGGUACUAUUUUUAUGAGAGGGAAAUAUUUUCCAUAAUUUUAUCGCGCAUUAUUAAUCUUAUGAUCGACAAAGACGCAUUGCAAUUGUUUCAAUCAUCACACUCGUUCCGGCAGCGAGGAAAGUCCAGUGAGUGCAAUGUAAUGUACAAAGUUUACAAAUCUAUCUAUAUUAUAAAACAGUAAAAUUGGAA